AACCAGUAGAGCUGGAGAGGGUUCGUCUCCUGACGCUGCACACUAUCUGUUCGCAUGAAUGGGUUGUCAUUUAGCCUGGCGGCAUUUCUUCUGAUUAAGUGGUUACUUAGAUUUUCAUUUUAAGUGUGGGUAGAAAGCAGCAUCAAAAUGGCUUUGGAAGAAUUGCGAGGGGUAAUCAAGAGAUGUCGAGGUUUACCUGAAACAGAGUUUAAAGAUGAAGAUCACAGCAUAUUUCAAUUGGCAGCCUGCCAGUGCCUGGAAGAAGGGCAUGCAGCUGAACUUUUGAAGAUUCUGCAGGAUGAACAAAAUAAGGACUUUUUUAUCUGCAUGGGCUGGAAUCUUGUUGGUCCUGUUGUCAAUUGUACAUUGAAAGAUGAGCAACAGAUUGAGGACAGGGAAAUCUACUUGAAAAUACUGGACCAUGUGGUAGAGAUAAGUAACCCAAAGGAACUUCUGUUGGGUUUACUUGAAAAGAUUGAGGACUCUUUUGGAAAGAAUAUAUCUAAAACCAUCUUGCUUCUCCUGCAGCCGCUUCAGACAGUGCUAUUAAAAAUGAAACACAAAAAGGCAUAUUCUGUGGGAUUGGCUCUUGCAACCAUUCAAAGCCAACUCUCCAAGUUACCUGUACCUAUUAAUGAUGAGCAACACAAACAGGAUGCAUAUGAGCUUUGCAAGUGUUAUAUGGCUGUUAGCUCUUUUGUGAAACCAUUUUUGGAUGAAGUGACUCAAACAACAAAUUCCAAGAGAAAUCCUUCCUAUAAUGAGCUAAAGGAGGAACUACUAAAAUUCUUUAUGAAAUGUUUGGAAUACCCACUACUGACUGCACAGUUACAGCCUUUAACUGAAGAGAUUGAAGACAAUUCAUUGAGAGUUUUUGCUGCUGAAAUUGUAGUUUUCCUGGUGGCAAUUGGUGAAUCUCUUCCUGCAUUGAUGGUUCAUCAGUUGUUAAAGUCCAGAAAAAAACUGCAGGAGAUUGACCCUCUGCAAGAAGAUAUCAAAUACCCUACAAAUUCACUGGCAAGCCUGGCAUAUCUUUUAUUUGUUCAGCAGAUUGGUAUUGAUCAAUUUCCAGCUGUGUACAGCCCUGCAUACCUACUACAAUUCAAUUUGGAAUAUAUAUCUGCAUUAAUAAGCAGGACAGAAGAAUCCAUUUUAUCAAAAGGAUUAGAAUUGUACGAAUGUUGUUUAUUAAAAAUUGAAGAUAAUCAUCUUUCCCACAAGUAUUUGGAAAUCAAAAACAUUCUUGGUGUUCCACAGGAUUUAGUGAAGGUGAUGACACUCUGUCCUUUUGAACAUGUGCGGAAAUGGAGCCUGAAGAUAUUCCAGCAGAACAUUGAUAAAUUUGACUCGGAAGGAAAAUACAAAUUGUUUAGGUGCUUAUGGAAGACAACCCAUCAUGCGGGAGUACAAGGUUAUAUAAUACAAAAUAUUAAAAAUCAGAUUGAUCUAGCAUUGAAGACCAGUAAUGGAAAUGGGUGGUUCUCAGGCCCACAAUUGAUCCCACUUCUUCAUUUAGUCCUUUCACUUCCUGAAGGAGCUGAAACAGACUUGCUUCAAAACUCAGACCGGAUCAUGGAAUCACUGAAUCUUCUCAGAUACCUUGUGAUCAGGGAUAAUGAAUGGGAGAAUCGAACUGGAUUAUGGACUGAUCUUUUCUGGAUUGAAAACUUUCUGAAGCCACUGCGAACUGGUUUGAAUAUGUCUAAGGCUCAUUAUGAAGCAGAGAUCAGAAACAAAAGAGAAAACCAGAAAAUUAAAGAUACUCCUGAUCAUGAAACACAGUGUUCCUUGACAGUUGGUGGUAAAAAGUUACCAAAAAUGACUAAUGCUAUGCAGUUGGAGGUUCUACAGUCAGCUAUCUACACCUUUGACGUAAUGGAAAGUGUACAGGCACGAAUAGAAGAGCUGAUGGAGCUAAAAAUGAAAUCCAGAGCUCAGAGUAAAAAUGUAGCCAAUGGAGCUUUUUAGAUUUACAAGAGAAAAGUGUCAAAACUAUGUAAAUAUAUUUUGAUCUUUUAUUCCAAACUACUGUACUUACUGGAGGGAUUUACUUUGUAUACUACUAUUUAACUUUUUCAAACCAGUCUGUAUAAUAAUUUAAAAUAUUUUUACUAUGAAGCAGAUCUACUGAACCUGCUCACCCAGAAGAAAUGUUGUAUCAUCUCAAUAUAGAUCUACCUAAGACUUAAAAAGAAAGUCCCUCUAGCUUCAGUAUAUUACUGCAUAGAUUUCUAAUGAUUGUACCAUACAUUUGCAGUUAGUUAAGAAUCAAUGGUGACAUAUUACAGUUUGAAAGAAAAAUGCCAGACUGAACUUGUGCUUUUUGAUGCACUGUGGCUUUAGCAGCUAGGGGAGAAAAAUAUUUUUCUUUCUUUGUUGAAAAUUUAUUUCAAAACAAAAAAUUAAAAUGUAAUUAUCACAACUC
Molecule: messenger RNA, 2425 nt
Organism: Pristis pectinata (smalltooth sawfish)
Lineage: Eukaryota; Metazoa; Chordata; Chondrichthyes; Rhinopristiformes; Pristidae
Gene: glmna
Product: glomulin, FKBP associated protein a
Exons: 19
Coding region: 148-1968 (606 amino acids)
Cellular component (GO): cytoplasm
Molecular function (GO): ubiquitin-protein transferase inhibitor activity
Source: RefSeq, a predicted model, not a curated record